AUUUAGUGUUGUAUUUUCCAAAUAAAAUUUUCGCAAAGACUUCGCCGAUUCGAUUCUUCACCAAAUACAAAUAAAAAUAAUUAAUUACAUAAAAUAAUCACAAACUUUACCCUUAAAAAUGGUCAUCCCCAAAGAAACCCUAACCGACUUCAAAGAAAUCUACGAAAAGGCCGUAAAACUUGUAAACGAAGAAUCCAAGAACGACCCACCCACCGAACCUUUUCGGUCACAUUACACCGCCCGUGACCUGCUCAUUGGCCUGAAAGAAAACCUAGAAAAAUCCAUUGCCGACGAAGAAGCAAAUUUGGAAAAUCAAUUCACCUACAAGGUCAUCCUAGCCUUCGUUUAUCGUGAUCUCGGACGAAUCUAUGUUUUUACCGAGGAGGCUCCAGUUGGCGAGAAGUAUUUGCGAACAUGCCUGCAAGGUAUUGAGGAACAUCGCAUGAAGCCCGAGGCAAUAAUCUCAUAUGUUGGAGCCUUGAACGAACUGGGAAUCGUCCACUCGAAUCGGCAGGAGUCUAAACAAGCAUACGACGUGUUGAAGAAAUCCGAGGAUGCUUACCAUGAGUUUAAGGCUUCCGAACAAAAAGCCAUGACAAUCAUUGACAUCUUCGGCACAAAAGAGGAAGUCGAAGAAGGCAAGGGUGUUGCUGAGCUCGAGAGUUUGUACACCCUGUGCACUUUUUAUAUGGCACAAGUCUUCUCGCAUCUCGGAGAACUGGAGAAGUCAGCAGAAUACUGCCACCAGACUCUGCGGCGGCAACUCUCCGCCAAGACCUACGAGCAUAUCGAUUUUGCCUUAAAUGCAGCCACCCUGUCUCAAUACUACUUGGGCGUGAGCAUGUUCCGAGAGGCCAGACAUCAUCUGGCCGCAGCAACAAUGAUUAUGUCCCAACAUGAGGCCAAGUUGGCCGCCGACGAGAUGAAUGAAGAACAGAAGGCGGCGGCAAUGGAGAAUUUCCAGCACAGGUACGCCGACAUUGCACGUUGCUGGGCCAAAUAUGGUCUGGCCCUGUUAUUGGCUUCCAAAGAACGUCUGUACAGCGACGAUGAGGGAAAGUUAGCUUCUGAUGUGAAAAAGCUUCAAAUGAGUCCCAACAUGUAUAAAUUCCCAGAUCUUGAGCUGGGUGCCUUCGAGAACUGCGUCUCCGCAGACUAUUGUCUGACCUUUGAAGAUGCCAAAGUGAUCUACCAUUUCGUUAUCAAGUGGCUUGACUUAGCCAAAGAAUACUACACCGCUGAUAAGGAAGCCACUGAGUACGCCAAGAUAAUCACAGACUACGCCGAGCUAUACCAACAUAUGGCGUUUUUCGAAGAGGAUCCAACAAACCAGUCCCGCAUGCACAAGCGUCGAGCAACCUACUUUGAAGAUUUGCUCAACCUUCUCAAUCCAACAUUCUAUUUAUCGAUUUGCCGAGAAUGCUGGUAUGGAGCCGGCCUGGCCUACUCCGCAAUGUUAGAUAUAAAGUUGGACCUGAUCAAGGCUCACAGCACUCCAUCGCCUCAAGAGAUUCACAAAAUCAAUCAAAUCUGUUUGAAAGCAAUAAAACACUUCGAAUCAUUCGAACGGUCACACAUGAAUAAGGAAAAAACAGAACUUAUGCCAAAUCUCACACCGGAUGAGGCUCUGGGGGUGAUAUAUGCCUACUUCUACAUCGGACGCUUGUACUACAAAAUUAUCAAUCCGGAUCGAGCUCAAAUGUUGGCCAACAUAAGAAAUAGUUUGAAAUAUUAUAAAAUGUUCAUCGCUGAAUGUGAAGAGCGGGAAGAAGCGGCUAAGGCUUUGAAAGCUGAGAUCGGUGUUUGCAAGGAAAUGGUCAGUUUGUUGCCUUUGAAGAUAAACAGUUUGUGCAAAGAACUCAAUGUUCCAGUUUAAGAUGUUUUUUUUUUAAUCUUUAGUUUGUCGACAAACAAAAAUUUAAAAAAAUGAAGAAAUGAAAAUUAAGUUAUUUUGUUUAGGAACGUUUGUGUUUGAAUGUUUUGACCGAAUAUUGCAUUUGAAUUCUUAAAAAUACAUUUUACCAAUUCCUUAUUUAUUAAUUAUUUUAAAAUAAAACAACAAAAAAUAAACUAGAUUAUUUUAACAGUUA
Molecule: messenger RNA, 2090 nt
Organism: Eupeodes corollae
Lineage: Eukaryota; Metazoa; Arthropoda; Insecta; Diptera; Syrphidae
Product: KIF-binding protein
Exons: 2
Coding region: 119-1876 (585 amino acids)
Molecular function (GO): protein binding
Source: RefSeq, a predicted model, not a curated record